AUGAAUGAAUUUCAUCACACGACUACUACUGCUGCCACGGACUCAACAAUAACCACCAAAGCCUCUCAGUCCGUCCAUAAGUUAUCUCCGAAGGCUUGUAUGGGUUGUAGAAAAGCGCAUAAAAGAUGUUCUCGACAAUUACCAACGUGUUCCCGAUGUCAGAGCAAAGGCUUGGAAUGUAUCUAUGAAGAGAGUAGUAAUAACCAUAAUUAUCAACAACCUUAUUAUUUAGCAUCAUCAUCAUUGGUGAGAACAAAUUCAAUUGGAAAUAAUAAUAACAAUGGCAAUACCAUCAAUAAUCAUCCAUAUAGUUUUCAUCGAUCCAAUGAUAGGAAUCUACUACAGGAUAGCAUAAAAAAGGUAAAAUUAAAUACUCUACAGACCUAUUCGGAAAUUAUUUGCAUGGGAACUCCUCUGUUUGAAAUGAAACAACUUGAAGAAAUGAUGUUUUUAAGUUUAGAUGAAUUGUGUAAUAAUAGAAAAGACAUUCUUUCUUUUUUAUUGAGUAUUCAAGCAUUAUGCGAGCAAAGAUUUGGCUUUACCGAUUUUUCUGAAAAAUCGAUUGUUAGAGCAAAACAAAUUCUAAGUCAUGUUUAUGAAGAUUGUGACAAUCAAUAUGUGGCAUGUACAUUUUUAAAUUUUGCACUCUAUUUUGCUGGAGAAGGAAACAAACAAAAAGCAAGAUAUUAUCUUUCAUGUGUGGACAAUUUUAUUUCAGAGUUAAAAAUUUAUGCUAAUGGUAGAAAUUUACAAGAGGCCCUUAAAGAGAGACAACAAACGAUGGGAUCAGAUGUUGUUUUAAUUUUAAAGAAUUUUCUAGUGUUUAAAUAUGUGACGGACCUCGUUGCUAGUCAAAUGAACCCACUUCCUGAUUCCAAAACGAUUGAAGAAACAUUUUCUCUACUUGUAGGUUUGUCACUACCUCAAGAAUUCAGAAAAACUAUGGCGAGUAACACUUUACAAGAUCCUAAUAUGCUCGAGGAUAGAAUUAAGGGAAUGGAGGCAAUUUACAACUUAAUUCACAUUUCAUGCAAACAAGAAGUGGCUUCAGACUUUAUUCAAUCUAUUUAUGAUUUUGUACGUCAAGUAGUCAUUGGUGGACUAAGAAUUGCUUAUAUCGCCCUUGCCAAACCUGAAGUAUCUACUGAUGUCAAUAAGUGGACGAUUCUUCUCGAACAAUCAGCGCUUCAUUUGAGUGAACUGACACAAAGUGAACUUUUUCACUUUAUUUCUCCACUUCUCACUCCGUUUUUCUUAUUAGCAUUCAAUGCUAAUCUAGAGGUUGCAAAAUUAAUAGAAAGAGGAGAACGAAGUAACAAUUGUCCAUUUCCAAACUUUGAUGAUAUGACAAGAAUUGAAGGUCUUCAUGUCAUGUAUCCCAGACAAUUGGCUCAUUCAGUUGUUGAUUAUUUUCAGGUAGUGGAGAGAGAUCUGAGAGCUCUUCGACUUCUCUCCACCAGAUACAAAUACGUCUCAGAGUUUGCUGACACUAUUGAGACGUUUUUAAGAGAGAGAAGACAAACAAAUUCACUUGCAGCAACCACGUUACACAUGUGUCAUGACUACUCUCCACCGGUCGAUGUGAAUGAUUCCUCAUCAUCAAGGAAGUAUUUCGGAUUUUUAUCCUCCUCCAUGCAGCCAUCCACGAAUCCGAUGCGACGAAGUGCAACAUAUUACACACAAAUGAGAAGAUUCAUCUCGAGACUGAAUUCGUCGUUUGAUAAGGUUUGCCCUCAGAGCAUCACCACCACCACAACUAACGAAACAAUCACGGAUGAAGACAUGAUUGAGGAAUGUUUGCAAUUCUUGCAGGAUGACGAUAUUGAGUUGGAUCCACUACUCUCCCAAAUGCUGAAUGGACAAGAAUUCAGUGAAUAUUUCUGUGAGCAACAAGAUGGCAAAGAGAAGAUCUUGUAG
Naegleria fowleri is the source of this 1917-nucleotide messenger RNA. RefSeq lists its product as uncharacterized. Gene Ontology annotation, biological process: regulation of DNA-templated transcription. Bases 1 to 1917 code for a protein of 638 amino acids. The record is from RefSeq and is a predicted model, not a curated record. Gene Ontology annotation, molecular function: zinc ion binding; DNA-binding transcription factor activity, RNA polymerase II-specific. The transcript has a single exon. NCBI's taxonomy places the organism in Eukaryota, Heterolobosea, Eutetramitea, Acrasida, Naegleriidae.